This is a messenger RNA of Gossypium arboreum, 1763 nucleotides long. RefSeq names its product receptor-like protein 51. Lineage: Eukaryota; Viridiplantae; Streptophyta; Magnoliopsida; Malvales; Malvaceae. The record is from RefSeq and is a predicted model, not a curated record. The coding region runs from base 143 to 1432 and encodes 429 amino acids. Gene Ontology annotation, molecular function: protein binding. The transcript has a single exon.
UCACCAAUUAUAUAUAGUAUAUAAUUACGGAACAUAAUUACUUACUGUUCAGACAUCUCGAGAUUGAGACGAAAGUGUCUUAACUUCAACAUCUCAUCACUUCUCAAUUCUAACCACCCAAACUCAUCUUCUCUCCUCCACCAUGAAACAACCUCCGCCAUUGUUCUUCCUCCUCAUUCUUCUCUCCGCCACCAUCGCCUCCGCCGCUACAACGCCCACGGUCUCCCCUACUCCUUCCCCCACAUCCUCCCCCACCCCACCCACCACCAAAGCACCAUCAUCUUCCUCAUCUCCUCUAGACCCUGAACAAAUAAAAACACUUCGGUCCCUCCACAUCCCUACCACAAGAGACCCUUGCAUUCAACCUUCCCCUCGCAACGCCACCAUCUGCGACAACUCUAAGCCCUUGCGCCACCUCAUUUCCCUCCACCUCUCCAACUGUUCAUCCGACCUUUUCCUCUCCUCCGCAGCUCUCAAGUCCCUCUCUUCCCUUCGUUCUCUCUCCUUCACCGACUGCCAGGUAUCCCCUGUCCGCUUCCCUUCCCAGCUCUCUCUUUCCCUCACUUCCUUCUCCUGCAUUCGAUCCCUCCGGCGUCUCUCUGGGGUCUGGCUCUCGCGUUUCGUUAACCUCACUGAUCUCACAGUUUCCUACACUCCGGUUAAGGCCAGCGGUCUUUAUGUAAUCCUUGGCCACAUGCAUCAGCUGAAGACACUCACCAUUUCUCAUGCUAAUCUUUCUGGUUCUCUUCCAAGGCACUUGAAUCCGGAUCUGACCCAUGUUGAUGUAUCUGAUAACAAGCUCAAAGGAAAGAUACCAACUUCUCUUACGCUUCUUGAAGAUCUUAAAUUCUUGAAUCUUUCUUCAAACGGGCUAGAUGGGGAGAUUCCCACUGAGCUUGGUAACAUGAUAUCCUUAAAGAAUCUGUCAUUGGCUUCCAAUUCGUUCUCUGGGUCGAUCCCAAGUUCCUUUUCAGCUAUUCCAGGCUUGGUUCAUGUCGAUCUGAGCAACAACCAGCUAAACGGAAGUGUUCCAAAGUUUUUGUCAGAGCUGAAAGGGUUGAAAGUGUUGAAUCUGGAGAACAAUCAGCUCAAUGGGGUUUUACCUUUCAAUGCUAGCUUCAUAAAGCGGUUGGCUGUUUUCAAGGUUGGUGGGAAUAGCAAUUUGUGUUACAAUCAUUCUGUUUUGUCAUCAAAACUGAAGCUUGGGGUUGCUCGUUGCGAUAAGAAUGGAUUUCCGAUUGUAGCGCCGCCUCCGAAGGAGUCUUCUGCAGAUAGUGAGAGUGAUUAUGGUGAUGAUGAUGCAGUUGAUUCAAGUAAUAAGAAGGAGAAGCAUCACGGGCCAAGUAAGGUUGUACUUGGUUUUGCAAUUGGUAUUUCUUCAAUCGUUUUCCUUAUUAUUUUCUUGAUUCUGAUCGCAAAAUGCUGUCGUUGAAGUGGGGGAAAAGACUUUUGGUUAUGAGUUGGAUCUAUAGAUGGGGGAAAUUGGUUAUUCGUUGCCAUUUAUUUAUUAUUUUAAUACACUUUGAUUUGUGAAAAUUUAGAGGGUAGCUAUAGAUGGAAUUUUGUGAGUAAAAGGAGAGAGAAGCAAAGGAAUCGUUUGAACUGGGUGUGUGGGUGUUAAUUUUUUGGCUGCUCUUUUGGUCAUUGAAUGAUUAAAAGAUCAGUGGUUUUCAUGUGUUUUGUAUGAUUUGUGGUCGAUAGGGUCCUUCAGAGUGAAAUGUUUUUCCUCAGUAAUAAUAAUACAUUUUCUUCUUGAUCUUCAA